UCACUCUCUAAACCUACAAUGAUUCCAUGUCUGGUGGACUCCAAACGCCACGACACGUAAUCUUUCCUCUUCCAAAUAACCAAUCAGAUCGUGAUAACGCAACCUUUCUUCGUUUCAGAACCACAACACCUAAAAAACACCACCUUUCUUGGCACCAUCGUAGUUUUUCAUUUAAACGGUGGCAUUUGCGGAAUUUCGCACUUUUCUCUCUACAAAAGAAGAAAGAAAGAUCCGCCCUUUCGUUAACCCUCUCCAACGUUUCCUUUUUCUUUUCAUAAAACCCUACAACCACCAUGGCACGGCUACCCAAGCUCCAAGUUGCCGCCGCCGCCUCCUCCUCGGUUUUGAAAUCACUUAGGCGUGGGUUCCGAACCUUUGGAUCAGCCGCAGCGUUGGAGCUUGACUGCGACUAUGAAUACUACGAGUACGAGCAAGCUCACCGGGAUCGGCUCCCGGCUCAGUUGAAGGUUGACGUGGAUGGCUCGGUGCCGGAGAGGGGAGUCCAAUGGGUGCUUAUAGGGGAACCUGGAGUGAAACGGCAUGCUUAUGCUGAGAGGCUUUCGAAGCUUCUAGAAGUUCCUCAUAUUUCAAUGGGUACCCUUGUUAGACAAGAGCUUAAUCCUCACUCUUCUCUUUACAAACAGAUUGCAAAUGCUGUGAAUGAAGGAAAGCUUGUUCCAGAGGAUGUAAUUUUUGCUUUGUUGUUUAAGAGACUUGAAGAAGGUUACUGUGGAGGUGAAAAUGGUUUUAUUCUUGAUGGAAUUCCUCGUACCAGGAUGCAGGCUGAGAUUCUUGACCAAAUUGCUGAUAUUGGCCUGGUUGUGAACUUUAAAUGUACUGAAGAUUACAUGUUGAAGAAGAGUUCAGAAAGUGAGUUUCAUCACAUAGGCAACUCCAAGGAUGUUGGAAGUUCCUGGAAGGAAAAUGUCCAUCGAUACUCAGAGCAGGCAAAGUCAGUGGAGGAUUACUACAGUAAGCAAAAGAAGCUUCUCAACUAUCAGGUGGCUGGUGCAUCAGCAGAUGCAUGGCAAGGUCUUUUGGCUGCAUUACGUCUCCAGCAUAUGAAUGCUCUCAGUUCUUCGCAGAAGCUGACAGCAUAAACCUGGUUAUUCUUUAAACUCAGUGGACCUUACCUUAAUUGAUAUUCCGGCAUGGUAGUAAAUAUGUAACGAGUGAUAGAUAAGUUUUUUGAGUGUGGCAAACACCCAAGUUGGAUUUGCCUCGAAUUUUUGUUUCCUUAUAGUAAGG
Durio zibethinus is the source of this 1248-nucleotide messenger RNA. Its product is annotated as putative adenylate kinase 7, mitochondrial. The record is from RefSeq and is a predicted model, not a curated record. Gene Ontology annotation, molecular function: ATP binding; nucleobase-containing compound kinase activity. Gene Ontology annotation, biological process: nucleobase-containing compound metabolic process. NCBI's taxonomy places the organism in Eukaryota, Viridiplantae, Streptophyta, Magnoliopsida, Malvales, Malvaceae.